UAUGCUAAAACACCUAAACCGUGUUAUCUGACGUGAUGACUUUAUACGAUCGCAUCAUGAAUACUGGGGGAAGCUGCCUCCGUCUCUAUUCUUGAGCUGUGAAGGCCAGCCAGAAAGCACUUUAAAAUUUCGAACCUCAUAGAGAGGCAAUUCUAUUAUAAGUAUUUUCAAGUGAGACAUGAAUCAAACCAUCCGCCUUUCUUUUCCUCAGUGGCAUACACUAUGCAGCGCAGGUGUUUGAUGAAAUGUCGGAGAGAGGCGAGUUUUGUCGUUUGGUCUUUUAUUUGUCGUGGGUCAAGCAUGAUCAAAUUUAAAGGAUAUGAAAUCUUUAAAUCUGAAGACCGCAUAGUGUGGAUUUAGGCAUACGUUGACAAAUUCUUCAAACAUUAAUUGAUGCUUUCUGCUUCUGGUAAUGUAUGUCAAUUUGCAGAAGAAGUCUCCUUAUCUUAGAAAAAUGCAGAAACAUGAAGCAACUGCUUCAAGCCCAUGCUCAGAUUAUCACCGGGGGCCUGAGCAAUGACAAUUUUGCACUCAGCCGUAUAUUGGCUUUCUGUUCAGAUCCAUCACAUGGAAGCGUAAGCCAUGCUCAACUUCUAUUCGAAACUAUCAAAAACCCCACUCUCUGCAUUCAGAACACUAUGAUCAAAGCUUACUUACUCAAAGGAGAGUACAUCAAAUCCAUUGAAAUUUAUCGUAGAAUGCUACAUGAUGGUAUGUACCCUGAUAACUAUACCCUUCCUUAUAUCUUGAAGGCUUGUAUAAACCUUAGUGAUGCAAAAAUUGGAUCGAUGGUCCAUACCCAUAUCCUAAAAUUUGGAUUUUUAUCUGAUACUUACGUUGGUAACACGUUGGUCCUUAUGUACAUGGCUUUUGGAGAAACCAAUUUUUCAAGGGAAAUCUUUGAUAGGAUUUCUCAACGAAAUGCAUCAACAUGGACUUUAAUGAUUAAUGGCUAUUCAAAAUUGGGAGAAAUCGAGAAUGCAAGAUUGAUUUUUGAUGAAGCGCCGAUGAAAGAUAGGGGAAUUUGGGGUUGUAUGAUUUCUGGAUACGUCCAAAAUAAUUGCUUUAAGGAAGCACUAUCAAUGUUUAGACUAAUGCAAAUAGAAGGAUCAGAACCUGAUGAAGGUGCAUUUGUGAGUGUUCUUUGUGCAUGCGCUCAACUUGGAGCUAUAGAUAUCGGUACAUGGAUCCACCAUUACUUGAAUCGAGUAGGUUUCAAGCUAAGUAUUCAAUUAGCUACUUCUCUCAUAGACAUGUACGUGAAAUGUGGUAAGUUAGCUUUGGCUCGGAAAAUCUUCAAUAUGAUUACUCAGAAGGACACCAUAUGUUAUAAUGUGAUGAUUUUUGGAGUAGCUAUGCAUGGAGAUGGCCGUGGAGCUCUUGAUCUCUUUGCUACAAUGCAAAAAGAAGGAUUUAAACCCGAUUCAUCGACGUUUCUUGCAAUUUUAACUGCUUGUAGCCAUUCUGGUUUAGUUCAAGAAGGGCUCAAUCUAUUCAACAACAUGAGGACAUUAUACAAUAUUGAGCCUAAAGGCGAGCAUUAUGGAUGCAUAGUUGAUUUCCUAGCUCGAGCUAAGAUGUUCGAAGAGGCCAAGAGAACAAUUGAACAGAUACCAAGACCAGCACGUUCAUCAGAGAAAGCAAUCGCGUGGAGAUCAUUGUUGAGUGCUUGCUGGAACCACGGAGAGUUUCGAUUAGCUGAAAUUGCUGCUCAUAACCUUAUGGAGCUUGAAGCUCAAAGUGGAGUGUAUGUUUUGAUCUCAAACAUUUAUGAGAAUUCUGGGAGGUAUGAAGAUUCAAAGAGGAUGAGGAAGAAUAUGAAAUGUAGAGGGGUGAUGAAAGUGCCUGGAUGUAGCGCUAUAGAGAUUUGCGGGCGAGUUCAUGAGUUUGUUGCAGGAGAGAAGUUGCAUCAUUGCAUUGGAGAGAUACUUGAAGUUUUGGAUGUUUUGACUGAUCAAUUGGCUGGACCAAAUGGUUGAAUGUAUCUUUUAAGUAUCCAAUUUAGCUUAACAUCGUCGAAGUGCUUAGAUUUUGUUACUUAAAACAAAUUCAUUUCAUUCAUCUUCUGACCUCUUAGGAUUUUGUAAUUAAACAGCAGUUUUUUUAGGACCGAUAUAUCAAAAGUAUAUUUGCAGCAGUCAA
Asparagus officinalis (garden asparagus) is the source of this 2142-nucleotide messenger RNA. RefSeq names its product putative pentatricopeptide repeat-containing protein At5g59200, chloroplastic. Gene Ontology annotation, molecular function: RNA binding; protein binding. Gene Ontology annotation, biological process: RNA modification. Bases 417 to 1979 code for a protein of 520 amino acids. The transcript is spliced from 2 exons. The record is from RefSeq and is a predicted model, not a curated record. Lineage: Eukaryota; Viridiplantae; Streptophyta; Magnoliopsida; Asparagales; Asparagaceae.